AUGCGCUGCGGCUACUGCUACGGUGCGGGUUCCACUUACAUCGUCGCGCUCGCCGGCACGAGGGGACUCGAGCACGAUGGGCGAAUGCCCGCUUGUCUGCUACACAGCGUUCUCUUGCGACGCAACCCAUGGAGGAGGAGGAACGUCGGCACCUCGUACGCCCGAUCAGCGCGCACGCACCGUCCGCCUGGGUUUCUGGCAAUGCAUGGAAUCACGCACCUGGUGCAGCAGCGGCGUUCCCCCGACAUGUGUGCUACCGACGACGCCGCCGCCGCCAAUCGUACGAAGGUCGCGGCGCGCUCGCUUCAGCAAACACCUCGCACGGUGCACGAUGCGCCCGGAGGCCGGCGGGCUGUCAUUGCGCUGACGAGCGAGGGGUAUAAGAGCGCGUGCUGGGGACCCAGCGAGGCCAUCGGUAAGUCGUCUGCUCCUGGUCUAAGAAAGUGCGAGAGUACUAACCGUAUCCUACAGAGUGGCACGUCGAGCGAGCGGGCUGUCGUCAACACCCAGCGUCGAGUGAACGACGACCUCGAUGGACGCGACCUGCGUCGAGUUACAGAGAUCGUCGACGUUGCGCACGACGUUGGCCACACGGCCGGACCUGGCAAACACGCGGAUGAGCGUUGCGUCGAUGGCUGUGGAUGGGCGAGGACGUCCCGCGUCGGAGUGUGUACGGUAGCAGAUGGCGACGGACGCGUGGAGCUUUGGGUAGGCGUUGGAAUGCGCAUGGGUAACGUCGAAUGCAGGGGGAUGUACGCCGAGGAUGCACGUUCGGCUGGUGGCGGGAUGUCAUCGCGUACGCAACCAGUGUUGAGGACGGCAGAUACAGAGCCGAACGCGUUCGUGCAUCGCGCGAGGGAGAGCCUGAGAGGGUGCGCGGCGACGCGCGGCGCAGAUGUACUGCUCGCUGAGGAGGGAAUGAGCCUUGGAAGGCCGGCGAGCCAGACGACACGCAGGGCGUAUGCACUACAACUCGUGCUGUUCAACGCGAUGAGCCGGGAGAAGGCGUUGAGAGACGAGGCUCGCGCACAGAACUCGCCUGGGCAGGCCGCACUGAAUGCCGCGUAG
Rhodofomes roseus is the source of this 1068-nucleotide messenger RNA. RefSeq lists its product as uncharacterized. The record is from RefSeq and is a predicted model, not a curated record. Lineage: Eukaryota; Fungi; Basidiomycota; Agaricomycetes; Polyporales; Fomitopsidaceae. Bases 1 to 1068 code for a protein of 355 amino acids. The transcript is spliced from 3 exons.